Molecule: messenger RNA, 1545 nt
Organism: Babjeviella inositovora NRRL Y-12698
Lineage: Eukaryota; Fungi; Ascomycota; Pichiomycetes; Serinales
Exons: 2
Coding region: 31-1545 (504 amino acids)
Biological process (GO): ubiquitin-dependent endocytosis
Cellular component (GO): cytosol; plasma membrane; cytoplasm
Molecular function (GO): protein-macromolecule adaptor activity; ubiquitin protein ligase binding
Source: RefSeq, a predicted model, not a curated record
CCUGCUUAACAUAUACAAACCUCCCCCUCCAUGUCUCCCAGCGAUAUCACUGUACACAUCGACACACGGGAGAAAGCGGGAACGUUCACCAACUUUGACGUGAUCCGCGGUUAUGUGGCGCUCACGGUCACGUCAGGCAUCUCAUUGAAUCACAUCCUCGUGAAGUUAGAGGGGAUCUCCAAAACAGAGCUUUUGGUUCCGAAGAACCCAAGCGCCAGAGUCGACAAGGAGACAGGGAAAUACGACCCCAAGGAAAUGAAGCGCGUGGAGGAGACCCACAGGGUGUUGUACAACACGGUAAUGGUGUUUCCACCCGAAAACGUCCGGACGGUGUCUAAGCAGAAGGAGUUUACCCUCACUCCCGGAGAAUACAAGUACCCGUUUUCCUUCAAAAUCCUGUUUGCCAACGACUGCACAACUUCGUUGAAGACCACGUUCGGCCGAGAUCUCGUGCUGGAGACAUCGAAGCACGUCCACGCGCAGCUCCCGCCAUCGUUCUCCGGGAUGGGCAACACGGCACAGGUGAAGUACUUUAUCAAAGUAACUGCCAAACGCUCAUCGUUGCUCAGAACAAACCUCCGCUCGUUCAAGCCGUUUGUGAUGCUUCCGCUCGACUACAACGGACUCGACCCCUCCGAGGAAUCCAACAAAAUCAUGUUUGUGAGGCGGUCAGUGGUGUUCAAGAAUAUGCUUCCGGCCAUUGUGGAGGUCAAGCCAGCACCACCUAAACGGUUGAUGGUGAAGACCAGCGACGUUCCGUUUUAUGUGGAAGCUCGGUUAGGGUUUCCCGCAUGCUUGGCCCCUUCGACUGUACCUGCCUUUUCGCUCCACAUCGUUUCUCCGCUUCCGAGCCGCAAUUACCGACUCUCCAAUGGCGAUACGUCGGGUCUUGGCGCUAUAUACAUCACGUCACUCAGCGUGGACUUGCUAAUGACCACGUUAGUUAUCGCCCAGGGCCACAAGUCCGAAUUGAAGAGCGUGGAGCGGCUUCUGUCGUUUUCGGGGAUCCACGAAGUCGACCUCUGCGAGGUGAAAGAGUCGACUGCGAAGGACCACAAGACGGGCGAACCGCUCCACGAACUAGAACUACCCCAAAGUUUGUUUCAGAACGCCGUUUUGAAGGAUCACAUCCCUCCGAGCUUUAAGACGUGUAACAUCAACCGUAAGUACCAGCUCUGCAUUGCCUGUGGCGUGAGCAGUACCGCAAACAACGGCAAAUCCGCGCAGAAAGUGGAGUUAGUAACCGACGUUCGCGUGUCAAGCGGGUUGUCCAUGAGCAUGGCCAUGAGGGAGCAGGUGGAGAGUUCGCUAGACGGAAUGGAACGUCCCACAUUGCUUACACGGCCGACCACUUCCACAAUUUCGUCGAUGCGCACUGACCUGGUAGGGGUCUCUGAAACCAGUGUGGUUAACUCUUCACAUGAAGAGCCCCCGGCGUUGCCAAGCUAUGAAGAUGUGCUAUGGCAGGACACCGCGCAGAGCGACGUGGAGCACAGAAAGGCUCGGUGGAGGUACCAGCAGCAUGAACAGCACUAUACCCAUUAG